AUGAACAGCCCUUCAAAGUUACAACAACAAGCGCAACAGCAACAACAACAUCUUAUAACGGCUGAGGAGAGGUUGUUGUUGGAUAGUAUUGGUGAUGAGGAUGAAGAUGAUGACAAUCAUGAUCUAAGUAAUAACUCUGAUGAUAAUAUUGAUACUUCUCAUGAUAAUGAUGUCGACCCUAUCGAGCGUGAGCUGCGAAGGAAGAUGCUGUCAAUGCUGACAAGCAGCACAGGGCAAGGCAUCAACAGUGACAAUGCCAAGCAUCAUCAACAAGCGCGUCCAAAUCUACUCAAGAAGCACCAACAUCAACACCAACAACAACAGCAACAGCAAGAGCAUGUAAUGCACAACAACUCAACUAGCCUCAGCAACACCAUCAACAGCAGCAAAAGCAAGAGUGUUGGUGGUAGUAGUAGGGCUGGCAACAACAUAAGGAGCAACAACAGCAGCAACAUCAACAACUACGAUGGUCUCAGCGAUGCAGACGAUACAUUUGUUUGUUGUGAGGGUCAGCGUAUUGCACAGAUGGCCUUGGACAACAAGUGGGUGGUUGUCGCCAACAACUGCGUGCUGAAGGAGUAUAAGCUGUACGCUGUUGAGGAGUGGAUAUUCAAGAGCAGCCGCCUGUGGUCGGCUGUCGAGUACACCGGCAAUCAGAACGAUGAGAUCAAGGUCAGCGUGGUCAAGGCUGGCCCCAGCGCCAAUGCAUCACAGAUCAAAGCCCUGCAGUCGAUGCUGUCUAAAGCGCCAAGUGGAUCAUUCUACACGAUCCGCACUAAGAUGGGGCAACUCGUGUUGGCCAACUCAUCAGUGUCGUCGCACUUUGGCCUCAAUCUCAUACCCAUUGAGAAGGGUGACUUUGACAGUCACAUCGAUACUCUCAAGCUCAACCUAUCGCUCAAACGAUUGGGUUGCACACGACCCAAGUACCAGCUGUCCACCACACUGCUCGAUGUCUAUGAGAAGUCGCGCUUCGAAGCUUUGGCUGGCACGGCAGUCACCAACCUCAUGACCGUCACCAGCUUUGUCAAAGAGAUUCAAGCUGCACUCUCCCAUCUCAACUAUCUUCCGCUGCUCACCAAGAUUGAUGGUAUCUACGAUCAAAAGACAAUCAAUGCAGUCAAGGCCUUCCAGAUUGAUUAUAACAAAAGGAAUGCAAGUGAUAUACUACAAGUUGAAGGAAACAUUGAUAUACCCACAUUCAAGGGUAUUGUAACAGAGAUAAUGACACUCAAGAAGAAGAUUGAGUCACUUGGCUUCAAGACACCAGACAAUCCAAUCAAGAACUACAUGGAGUUCAAUGAGCUGAUGAAGAAUUUCCAGGACUCCUAUGGUAUCUACCCAGAUGCACCAGGAAAGAACAUCCUUACAUAUUUGGAGAAUGUUAGCAAGCACGCAACUUUCUACCACGACAAUGACAAUGACGAUGACAAUAUGAGUGAGAAGAGUGAGAAGAGUCUGGUGGACAGUACAAAUAGCUUCAGCGAGUCAGAGGGCAGCUCAGGAGAUGUAAUAAUGCCCGCUUCACCAUUACAACUAAAGAGACCAUCGGCAAUCACCAAUGCCUCAACACCAACAUCAGAUUAUUCCAGGCACUCUUCACCAAUGCCUCCAAACAACAGCUCUUCCAGUCCAUUGUUUUCCUCAUCUCCCAUUGUACAAUCACAGAACUAUCCAUUGGUGCGAUCAACGAAAGGACUGAUCUUGGACUAUCAUCAACAUCAACAGCCCUCCCCACCAUCUCAUCAGCCAACACUUGUACAUCAUCAACCACCACAAUCUCAACAACAACAUCAACAACAUCCUCAGCAACAUCCACAACAUGGACAUAUGCCUGGUGCGAUCCAUGUUGAGCAACCACACCAUCCUCAGCAACAGCAACCAUUCUUCACUGAGGAGAUGUAUGACGACUAUGAGACACCAGAGGAUGCCGAGGAGAAGCAGAAGCUUCGCGAGACCAUUGUUAAACUGGAGAAGAUGAUGGACACUCAACAGGCAGAGUACGAUAGACUCAAGAAGGAGUUUGAGGAGCUCAACGACAAUUAUGUAGAGCUGCGAGAGCAGUCACGUCGAUCGAUUGCCAUUGUAUCCACCAACGAGCGUAUAUUCCAGGAGACUCACCACCGUUGGUCCAGGACAUUCCACAAGGAGCUUCCAGAGAUUGAAGAGAAGAUCAAUCAGAAUGUGGACACUAUUCAAUCUUAUUCCAACAGGAUCAAAAGGUUGGAGGACAUUGUCAUAUCUGUACAAAAGAAGAACGAGAGGAAUGUGUUUACAGUGCUGUCAUCAUCACUGCUUAGUAUAGUCUCUCUUAUUGCCGUUGGUUUUGCCUAUCUAAUCAUGUUCUUCCAUGGACUGAAGCGCAAGUGGUAUCCAUCUUCCAAGCCCAAGUCAUCCAGUGAGGAGAUUCAAAGAUUCAUAUCCAAUCAGAAGCUCAAGGUCUCUGAGUUAAUAGAAGACCUGGAUGACAAUGACAAAGAUCAAACUGAGGAUGUCGUCAAUGAUAAAAUACAAUAG
Acytostelium subglobosum LB1 is the source of this 2517-nucleotide messenger RNA. RefSeq lists its product as hypothetical. The record is from RefSeq and is a predicted model, not a curated record. Lineage: Eukaryota; Evosea; Eumycetozoa; Acytosteliales; Acytosteliaceae. The transcript has 4 exons. The coding region runs from base 1 to 2517 and encodes 838 amino acids.